AUCAACGAACAGAGGGCGGACCGAGAGCUGUGACGUACACGCUAAGCACCGAGUUUAAGAAUGUAUUUUAGGUUAGGGAAAUCGAAAACGAUCGCAGAUAUGGAGAUACGGGAUGUAAUUCGCUCUGUUCUGGAGAAUAUUCCCGGCAUUUGCAAACUGAAGCCUGAACAAGAAGAGUGUUUGUUAAACAUUUUAAAUGGAGGUUGGAGGUUGUUUAAGUUGGAGAGAGACGUGAUUGCGUUAUGUGAUUGGCUUACGGUAACCAAUGAUUUUACAAUUCAGACAACUGUUGGCAUUCACAGAAGAUGUUUUCUGCUCUGGUGAAGCAACAGGAGGAAGAGACGAGUCUCCAGAACCCAGUGGUGUGUCUGUGAGGAGUACCAUGAAUCGACCCCUUUCAUUCAGUGGUCCCAUGUCCUCUGACCCUUUAACCUUUCCGACAUGCACUGCAUCCCUGCAGACUGGAGACUUGCAGGAAUCAGUGGAUGAUGUCAUUAAGAGAGCCAAAAACCAACUCAAAACCAGAAUGAAGAGCAAGUAUGAGAACUUAGAUGAGGGAACCAAAUUCCAAGAGAAUGAAACCCAUCUUAACAGGAUCUACACACCGCUGUACAUCAUAGAGGGAGAGAGUGAAGGAGUGAAUGAAGAACAUGAGGUUUUACUUAUGGAGAAAUCAGCCCGAACACAACACUCACAAGACACUCCAAUCCACUGCAAUGACAUAUUUAAAGCCUCUCCUGAACCAGGACACCAGGAGAAACAGCAGAUCAAGACUGUUCUUACUAAAGGCAUCGCUGGAAUCGGGAAAACCGUCUCUGUGCAGAAGUUCAUUCUGGACUGGGCCGAGGGGAAAGCCAAUCAGAAUGUAGAUUUCAUGUUUGUGCUUCCAUUUCGAGAGCUGAACUUGAUCCGAGAUCAUCGGUACAGUCUUCACACACUUCUGCUGGACUUUCAUCCUGAACUUCAAGAUCUGGACUCAAAGAUGUAUGAAGAGUGUAGAGUUGUGUUAAUCUUUGAUGGUCUGGAUGAAAGCAGAAUCCCACUGAUGUUUUCAGACGCUCAGGAAGUUUCUGAUGUGACUGAGACUUCAUCAGUGGGUGUGUUGAUGUCAAACCUCAUUAAAGGAGAUCUGCUUCCCUCGGCUCUCAUCUGGAUCACCUCCAGACCAGCAGCAGCCAAUCAGAUCCCCUCCAAAUACAUCCACCGUCUGACCGCGAUUCAGGGAUUCAAUGAGACCCAGAAGGAGGAAUAUUUCAGGAAGAGAAUCAGUGACGAGCAUCAAGCCAGCAGAAUCAUCUCUCACAUCAGAAGAGCAAGAAGCCUCCACAUCAUGUGCCACAUACCCGUCUUCUGCUGGAUCUCCUCCACUGUGCUUCAGAAGCUCCUGGAAGAAGAUCUGAGUGCAGAAAUCCCCCAAUCCCUGACUGAAAUGUACAUCCAUUUCCUGCUAAUUCAGAUCAACUCGAGGAAUCAGAAGUAUGAAGAGAGAGAUCCAGAGAAGGUCUUGCAGUCCAACAGAGAAGUGAUUGUGAAACUUGCUGAAGUGGCGUUCAAGCAGCUGAUGAAGGGCAAUGUGAUGUUCUACGAGGAGGACCUGAGAGAGAGCGGCAUAGAUGUCACUGACGCCUCAGUGUAUUCUGGGAUUUGCACUGAGAUCUUUAAGGAGGAAUCUGUGAUUCAUCAGAGGAAAGUCUACAGCUUCAUUCAUUUUAGCUUUCAGGAGUUUCUUGCAGCUUUGUAUGUUUUUUACUACAAUUUGUUCACCAUUAUGGAGACACUAACCUUUUUUGCACUGCAUAAUUUGCUCAAAGGAGCAGUAGAUGCCGCCAUUAAAAGUGAAAACGGACAGCUGGAUCUGUUCUUGCGGUUCCUGCUGGGCGUUUCACUGGAGUCCAAUCAGAGACUCUUAAAGGAUCUACUGACACACACAGUUAAAAGCUCAGAGAGCAUCAAAGAAACCACAAAGUAUAUUAAACAGAAAAUCAAAUAUGGACAUGGACUCCCCACUGAAAGAUCCAUCAAUCUGUUCCUCUGUCUGCUGGAAGUGAAAGAUCAGACUCUGUCCAGAGAGAUUCAGGAGUUUGUGAAAUCAGAUAAACACUCAGAGAAGAAACUCUCUCCUGCUCACUGCUCAACAAUCGCCUACAUGCUUCAGAUGUCAGAGGAGGUGCUGGAUGAGCUGAACCUCAAGAAAUACAACACAUCAGAUGAGGGGAGAAGAAGACUGAUACCAGUUGUGAUCAACUGCCACAAAGUUUUUCUUUCUGAAUUGAAUCUGACUCAUCAGUCCUGUGAAAUUGUAUCAUUAGCUCUACAAUCCUCAAACUGUGUCCUGAGAGAGCUUGACAUGAGCAACAACGACCUGCAUGAUUCAGGAGUGAAGCUUCUCUCAGACGGACUGAAGAGUCCAAACUGUCAGCUCGAGAAACUGAGGUUGUCUGGCUGUAUGGUGACAGAGGAAGGCUGUGGUUAUGUGUCUUCAGCUCUGAGUUCAAACCCCUCACACCUGAGAGAGCUGGAUCUGAGCUACAAUCACCCAGGACAAUCAGGAGUCCAGCUGCUCUCCGACAAACUGAAGGAUCCAAACUGCUCUCUGCAGAUACUCAAUUUGGAUCAUGGAGAACAUUUCAGAAUUCAACAAGGACUGAGAAAAUACGCCUGUGAUCUCAAACUGGAUCCAAACACAGCACAUGUUAAACUUUCUCUGUGUGAGGAGAAGAAAAGGGUGACACACACCAAAGACCCAGAGUCAUACCCCGAUCAUCCAGAGAGAUUCGAGAACUAUGAGCAGGUUCUGUGUGGGGAGAGUCUGACUGAGCGCUGUUACUGGGAGGCUGAAUGGAGUGGGAAGGGGGCUGGCGUAGCCGUGGCGUGUAAAGGAAUUAGCAGGAAAGGAGGGAAUGACUGUUGGUUUGGAUACAGUGACAAAUCCUGGAGUCUGUACUGCACUGCCAAUGGAUUUACUGUCUGGCACAAUAACACGAGCAAAAACAUUUCUUCCCCCUCACCACCGUCUAACAGAGUAGGAGUGUAUCUGGACUGGCCAUCCGGCACUCUGUCCUUCUACAGCAUCUCUGGCACAAACACACUCACACACAUAGACACAUUACACACCACAUUCACUGAACCCCUCUAUGCUGGAUUUAGGGUUUAUGAUGCCUCAGUGUCUCUGUGUCAGAUUUAGCAACCUGCAGUUGGUCUGUGCGCUGAUUGGAGCUGUUGCUCUGGAUCUUUUCUUUCUCUCUUACUCUGUACACUCUCUCUCCCACUCUUUUUAUCUCUCAGGUAACAUUUUACAUAUAUGCUGGGUACAAUUAAUGGCAUACGUUUUUAUCAUCUCACACAUCUAUUUUGUAACUAUUUUAAAUGUAAUUUAAUAUGUUCUUCGUGUUGCAUUUAAAAAAGUUAAGAGUAAAAGUUUUCUCAAAAGUUGAAGAGGCGGAGAAGGCGAGGGCGUGGCUCGAGGGAGGGACCGUGGGAGGGAGCGUGUCGCGGCGGCCACAGGCUCCGGCGGCCUUUGAGAACGGCGUUUCUGUCCAACAAAGGGUGGAGAGACAGCUUUAUCUUGGAAUGCUUCGAGUCGAGCCCGCAAGGUCGACAUCGGAAGCUCCUCGCAAUGCUCACAUCCUCUGGAAGAGAGGGCAAGAGCAGCGUGUUCCUGGCCCAGGCAGAGAGCGCAAAUAAUGUGGCGGUCCCUAGCUGGUUAUUUUAAAUGAUUAAAAAUUAAUUCAAUUUUCAGGGACUGACUUGAUGGGUAGUUUAGAACCAACUGUAUUGUUAAUGCCUACCCUUGUAUCCAAAGAAUAUAUAAAAUUAAUUUUUUUUAAAUCAUACCCUUAUUAGACCCUAAUAUUGUAAUCCUAGAAUCGCCCCUUCAUCUCACAGGCCAUCAAUAGCUAGUUUCAAUCCAAUGUUGCGAAUAUAACUUGUGCGCAAAACUUGAAUGAGGUGUUUCAGAACAACCACAUUUUGUUGUUCGAUUUUGUUCAUUUCAGAUUUUCUUCAUUUCAGAUGAUUGUGCUUCGGUUGGUGCAGUCCACUUAUUUGUAAAUUUGUCAGUACUUCCUGACACUAGAAUUGUUUUUAAAAUAUACAAAUGUGUGCGGAGAUCAACAAAUGCACAGAAAGCAAUUUACAAAUGAAUGCCAGUUGUGUUUGUGACAUAACAACUUUGUAAAUAUUCAUUUUUAUCUGCAAAUGUUUCAUAGGGCCUGUGGAAAAGAAAAAAGAAAACACCCUGAAUUUGGGAAAAUAAAAC
Pimephales promelas (fathead minnow) is the source of this 4258-nucleotide messenger RNA. Lineage: Eukaryota; Metazoa; Chordata; Actinopteri; Cypriniformes; Leuciscidae. The record is from RefSeq and is a predicted model, not a curated record.